ACUUCCAUUUCUCUGCCAAAAUCAUCCAUUCAACAUUCAUUUCAUCACCAUUACUAUAUACGUUCAAUACAAAUUCACCAUGGCAUUUUAUCAUAGUUCUUCAACCAUUACUUUCCUCCUAUCUCAACUAUUUUUUGCUUCUUUCAUGGCAACCUAUGCAGCAGGAGACUUCUACCAAAACUUCGAUAUUACUUGGGGAGAUGGUCGUGCAAAAAUACUUGAUAAUGGCCAACUUCUCACUCUUUCUCUUGACAAAGCCUCUGGUUCUGGUUUUCAAUCCAAGAAUGAAUAUCUCUUCGGCAACAUCGAUAUGCAACUCAAGCUUGUACCUGGAAAUUCUGCAGGCACCGUCACUGCUUACUAUUUAUCAUCUAAAGGAUCAAACUGGGAUGAGAUUGAUUUUGAAUUCUUGGGAAAUGUGAGUGGACAACCAUACAUUCUUCAUACCAAUGUGUUUAGUCAAGGAAAGGGAAAUAGAGAGCAACAAUUCUAUCUAUGGUUUGAUCCAACUGCUGAUUUCCACACCUAUUCCAUUCUCUGGAAUCCUCAACGCAUUGUUUUUUCAGUGGAUGGAACACCAAUAAGAGAGUUCAAGAAUAUGGAAUCAAAAGGAGUUGCAUUUCCAAAGAAUCAAGCAAUGAGAAUAUAUUCAAGUCUAUGGAAUGCUGAUGAUUGGGCAACAAGAGGCGGUCUUGUCAAGACAGAUUGGAAUCAAGCUCCAUUCGUAGCUUCAUACAGAAAUUUCAAUGCAGAUGCUUCAUCAUCCAAUGCUUGGUACUCUCAACAGUUGGAUUCAACAAGUCAACAGAGAUUGAGUUGGGUUCAGAAGAAUUACAUGAUUUAUAAUUAUUGCAAUGACGCCAAAAGAUUUCCUCAAGGACUUCCAACUGAGUGCACGGCAUCUUAAUCAAUCUUUAAUCAAUCUUUCUAUAUUCAUAUUGCAAACUAUAUGUUUUAAAGAUUUAUUUUUUUCCUUUUUCUUUUUAGUUAGGCCCAUUCAAAUUCUUUCACUUGUAGUUGUAACUUGCUUCAUUUCAAUUCGAUUAUUCUUUUAUACAAUAAACAAAUAAAUAAAUAUUCAGAUUUUUUGUAUUCCAAGCUCAAUUGUUUACUAAUG
Molecule: messenger RNA, 1117 nt
Organism: Vicia villosa (hairy vetch)
Lineage: Eukaryota; Viridiplantae; Streptophyta; Magnoliopsida; Fabales; Fabaceae
Product: xyloglucan endotransglucosylase/hydrolase protein 24-like
Exons: 3
Coding region: 80-907 (275 amino acids)
Biological process (GO): cell wall biogenesis; xyloglucan metabolic process
Cellular component (GO): cell wall; apoplast
Molecular function (GO): hydrolase activity, hydrolyzing O-glycosyl compounds; xyloglucan:xyloglucosyl transferase activity
Source: RefSeq, a predicted model, not a curated record